AGAACAAUGCCAGACAACAUGAAUUGAUAUGUCUCGAAGUGCAAGCUAUAAAACUCUUAUCAUUUCCCUAUUCUCAAACUCAUCCCAACCAAGAGCUUCUACAUUUCUUGUUUACUUCAUAUAUUUACUCAGUUUUUCAAAAAUUUCUUUCUCUUCCCUCAUAAAAUUACACAAAAUGAUCUGCACAAAGAAGCUUAUUAAGCUCGCAAGAAAAUGGAGAAGGAUAGCAGCUGCCAGCAGAAAGAGGAUCUCUUGGCCACGACCAGUGGCUAACGAGGGUCACUUUGUUGUCUACACAGUAGAUGGAAGACGAUUUAUGAUUCCUUUGGCUUGUCUCAAGAGCGAGAUAUUCAUCGAGCUCCUCCAAAUAGCUGAGGAAGAGUUUGGAGUAGCAAGUUCAGGGCCAAUUAUGCUACCUUGUGAUUCAAAUUUCAUGGAGUACGCACUCGCUAUGAUACGAAGAGGUGUAGCUGUAGAAUUGGAGAAAGCACUAAUCAUGUCCUUAGCUACCUGCAGAUACUCAUCAUUGUCACGAGAACAUCAACAACAAACUGAAUCACACUUCAUUUGUAGUUACUAGAGAAGAAAUUCACUGUCUUCUCUGUUGUACAAACAAUAUAGUAAAAUUUUGCCAAGAAAAUUAAUGACAGUUAGGAUAGAAGUUCUGAUUAAACAAUUAUUGCCAUUUUAGUAGUUUCUCUUUUGCGCUUCAUAUUAACUGCACAAGAUCUAUAACAAAAUCGCACCACUUUUAGGACGCUUCAACAUACGUUCCAAUCAAAUUAUAAAAGUUCAAAGAUCCAAAUGAAAAGGAAUAAUAAGGAUGCUUUCAAUUCCCAAAAAUCAAGGGUUUUGGAAUGCAUGAAGUGCUAAAUGAGAUGAUAUAUUCCCUGUUUUUUUUCCCUUGGUUAAAUGAAGUGUCAUAUAAUCAGAAGAUAAAAUUGAUUCAGUUCAUUCAUGGUGAUGGGCAAGAUAAAAAUAAACUUGAGUUCAAUUUCAAUUUCAAUUCACGGGAUUGAAUUCGGCCAACCUGAAAGGAGAAAUUCUAUAAACUAAAGAGUCUUUGAUUUACUGAACU
This is a messenger RNA of Amaranthus tricolor (Joseph's coat), 1078 nucleotides long. Its product is annotated as auxin-responsive protein SAUR66-like. Gene Ontology annotation, biological process: response to auxin. Bases 29 to 580 code for a protein of 183 amino acids. The record is from RefSeq and is a predicted model, not a curated record. The transcript has a single exon. Lineage: Eukaryota; Viridiplantae; Streptophyta; Magnoliopsida; Caryophyllales; Amaranthaceae.